Molecule: messenger RNA, 954 nt
Organism: Moesziomyces antarcticus
Lineage: Eukaryota; Fungi; Basidiomycota; Ustilaginomycetes; Ustilaginales; Ustilaginaceae
Product: methylsterol monooxygenase
Exons: 1
Coding region: 1-954 (317 amino acids)
Biological process (GO): ergosterol biosynthetic process
Molecular function (GO): iron ion binding; C-4 methylsterol oxidase activity
Source: RefSeq, a predicted model, not a curated record
AUGGAGUUUGUUUCGCAGCAGUUCAACUCGACCGUCGGGUCGCUGCUCAACCCGGCCACCACGCAGCUGGCGGCGGACCUGUACAAGAACACGGAUCUGGCGUCGCUCAACGUCUUCGAAAAGGCAUGGGCGAACUGGUACCUGUACUGGGGCAACCCGGUACUGGCGACGGGCAUCAUGUCGUUUAUGCUGCACGAGGUGGUGUACUUUGGCCGUGCGAUCCCGUGGAUCAUCAUCGACGCCAUGCCGAGCAUGCGCAAGUACAAGCUGCAGGACGACAAGGUACCCACCCCGGAGCAGCAGUGGAAGUGCACCAAGUACGUGCUGCUGUCGCACUUUACCGUGGAACUGCCGCAGAUCUGGUCGUUCCACCCCAUCUGCGAGUACUUUGGCCUGGCGACGCACGAGGUGCCCUUCCCGCACUGGACCAAGAUCGCAUGGCAGAUCGGGCUCUUCUUCCUGUUUGAGGAUGCCUUCCACUACUGGGCGCACCGCGCGCUGCACUGGGGCCCGCUGUACAAGCACAUCCACAAGAAGCACCACGAGUACUCGGCACCCUUCGGUCUGGCGGCCGAGUACGCGCAUCCGCUCGAGGUGCUGAUUCUCGGCAUGGGCACCAUCGGCGGACCGUUCAUGCUGUGCGCGUUCACCAAGGACAUGCACAUCCUCACCGUGUACAUUUGGAUCGUGCUGCGCCUCUUCCAGGCGAUUGACGCGCACUCGGGCUACGACUUCCCCAUCUCGAUGCACAACUGGAUUCCCUUCUGGGCGGGCGCCGACCACCACGACUACCACCACCAGGCGUUCGUCGGCUGCUACUCCACCUCCUUCCGCUGGUGGGACAGCUUCAUGGGCACCGACCUCUCGUACAAGCGUGCUCGUGCGCGCCAGGCCGAGAAGAAGCGCCAGGCUCUCGAGGGCAGCGCCAAGGCGGCCACCGCCAAGGCUCAGUAA